AUGUCGCUCACCUACGCGACAAUCCCGCUUCAAGUCCAAGGAGUGAACCUCCAUCUUUCUACUAUCCAUAGUCUGAGCCCUAAGCCGCCGAUUCUGUUUCUCCAUGGCUUUGGAUCGUGCAAGGAAGAUUUGGCCGAUCUGGUCCUUCAUCCCACUCUGCACCAGCAUGGCUUCAUCGCGUAUGACGCCCCCGGGUGUGGCCACUCCACGAGCGACAGGCUCUCCGCCACCGAUAUCCCUUUCUUAGUCGCCACAGCAGAGGCGGUCCUCGAACACUUCCAAAUCACCCACUUCCACAUCAUGGGCCAUUCCAUGGGCGGGCUCACUGCGCUCCUGCUCGCCCAUAAGCAUCCCGACCAGGUCCUCAGCUUUGUAGACAUCAAGGGCAAUCUCGCACCGGAAGAUUGCUUCCUCAGUCGACAAAUCUUCACCUUCCCGACUGAUGAUCCGGAAGCAUUCCUCGAUGAAUUCAUCGACCGUACCCGCAAGACCAAAUCCCACGCAAGUCCUUUGUAUGCGAGCACGUUGCGCGCGCGAGUCCGGGCAGGUGCCGUGCGACCAAUCUUCGAGUCCAUGGUGCGCCUGUCCGAUCACGGCGAUCUCCUGGAUAAGUUUGUAGCGCUCCCGUGCCCGAGAAUGUUCAUGUAUGGCGAAGAGAAUCGCGGGCUGUCCUAUUUGGGUCUCUUGGAGAAGGAAGGCGUGGAUUUGGCGUACAUUGAAGGGAGUGGGCAUUUCCCGAUGUAUUCCAACCCGGUGGAAAUGUAUCGUCGGAUUGCCCUCUUCUUCGCUCGAACUUCAUAG
Messenger RNA from Penicillium canariense, 801 nucleotides. RefSeq names its product alpha/beta fold hydrolase. NCBI's taxonomy places the organism in Eukaryota, Fungi, Ascomycota, Eurotiomycetes, Eurotiales, Aspergillaceae. The record is from RefSeq and is a predicted model, not a curated record. Bases 1 to 801 code for a protein of 266 amino acids. The transcript has a single exon.